This is a messenger RNA of Dermatophagoides farinae (American house dust mite), 2619 nucleotides long. RefSeq lists its product as uncharacterized. The record is from RefSeq and is a predicted model, not a curated record. Lineage: Eukaryota; Metazoa; Arthropoda; Arachnida; Sarcoptiformes; Pyroglyphidae.
AAUUAUCAUCGUUUGAAUCAACCAUUAUCAAUCGAUUCAUCAUCGAUCGAUAAACCAUCAUCAUCAUCAUCAAACAGACAAAAUCUACAAAGGCAGAUGUUUACAUUCAACUAGUUGUUGUGUAUUUGUGUGUCUGUGUUAACCCAUAAUUCUUGAUUAAAAUUUCAAUUUCGAAAAGAGAUAAAACACUAUUUUCAUCAUCUGUUCAUUGUUCAAUUAAAUGUCCGCCAGUCAAUCAAAGUGUGAUAGUUGGACCUUAGAAAACAACAACAAUUGGCUUUGAAUCAUGUGCACCUGCUACUAUUGCUGCUGAUACAUCUUUUGUUCCCUUUUUGUCUGUACGUGGAGAACACAUUGACUUUUGUGUUUGAAUCAUUUAUCUCUUAUAUCAUCUGGUGGCCAGGUCAACAAAGAUUUUUCAAUCAAAAUUUUUCUUCAUAAUUUGCACACAUACAUCACACAAUGGCUGAACGUGAAUCACAUGAUCGUUCCUAUUCAUCAUCAGUUGAUACAUCAUCAUUGGGUUCAAAUCGAAAUAAAGUUGUGACGAAAAAAACAACUACCGUCGUUCCUUAUGACAUAAAUUCCGGUGUAGUACCACCACCCGGUACCCAGGAAGAAUGGACAACAACCAAACGACGAAUAAAUCAUAAAACAAAACAAGUGGAAACACGUGUACAACGACAGAUCAUAAUGGAAGAUGGCAAAGUGAUUGCCGAUAGUGGACCACAAGUAACAACCAAAACAACUGAAGAUCAAAAAUCUGAUGAACAAGAAGAUACUAAACAUCGUAUGCUUGGUGAUUCAGAUGUGCCGGAAAAAUAUCGAAAAGAUAUUGGUAAUCAAGUGAUAGCCGAGAAAACUGUCACUCAUAAUGUAACAAAAGAAGCAAAAGAAGAAAAUUAUCAAUAUCACGAUGAAAGUCUUCGGGAAUUAGAUGGCCCGGAUAUUCAUCGACGUGCGGUUGAAGAUCCAAAUAAAUUGAUUUCAAUUGAGAAUGAAAUUCCUGCCAUACCACGUGGAAAACUUGUACAUUUCUCGGCAAAAGGACGAAAAACAAAUGAUCGUGAUGAAAUCCUUGAAGUAUCAAGACUUGGUAAAGAUGGAUUGCUCAAUACGGAAACAACACAAACACAAUAUCAUGAAGAAUAUGAAGAUGAUGAAUUACCGGAACAACAAGCAGAACGUAUGAUUGAAAGUGAUAAUCAUACCACCCAUCAACGACAACUUGAAUACAAUCAUCAUGGCCAUCACAAUGAUGAUCAUCGAUCGAUACGCACAAAUAGUUCAUUGAGCAUGUCAAAAGAUCGUAAAUCUUCAUCGAAAAAAAACAAAAACCACCACCAUCAUCAUCAUACAGGUGAUGAUGAUAUAAUUGAAACAUCUGAAGUAUAUCGAUUGUCGGAUAAAAUGCGUUCAUUAAAAAGUUCUGGAAGCAAUAAAAAAUCAGGGAGGCCUCAUUACACGACAAUAACAAAAACAACUAGAAAAGAUGAUGCAUCUACACAGGCAUCAAUGUCAGAUUGUGAUUGUGAUCAUCAUGGAUCAACAUCAUUACGAUCAUCAUUCAAUGUGGAUGAUAAUGAUUGUUUUAUUGAUAAUAAACCCAAAUAUUAUUAUCAAGGUGAUGUCGAUGAUAAAGGAUUUAUACAGGCACGGGUGAAAACAUCAAAAUUCGCCACAGAAAAUGAUCGCGUUGUUGAGGAUAAAACAUUCGAAGAAGAUUUUGAACGGUCUUUCCGUAAUGAUGCAGAAAAAUUUGACGUAAAACGUGAUUUUGAUCGAUUCCGUGAAAAAACGGCUGAACAUACAAAGAGUAUUCGAGAUCGAGCUGUAUCGCCAAUGCUGCCACCAUCUGGUCCACCAUCCACCGAAUUUAUUCAUAGACCAAUAAUGGAAUCAAGUCCACCAAGCCAACCGACGGUGGGACGUUCACGAUCAUUUUAUAAUCAUCAGAUUGAACAAUUGGAUAAAUCAUCAUCCACACAUCGAACUUAUGAUCAUCAACCAUCCGCUUUUGAUGAUCGUUAUUCAAGUUUACCCAAAGAUUCUUAUGGCAGCACUUAUCGAGUUUCAAGUCCAAUAGGUGAUAACUGGAACAGCAGCAGACAACAUCAUUCGACUAGAGACCAUCAUCAUCGUUAUGAUAGUCGCCGCACCACUACAACUGAAGGACGAUCACCAUCGUAUGGUCAUCAUCAAUCACGAGCAGCUGAUUUUCCAGAUUUUGCUCCGUUAUCCAGUCCGUAUGAGAUUAAAUCGCUUACAGCAGGUCGAUGAAAAAAAAUUGUCAUAAUAACAACAACAUAACGAUAAAAGAUGGCCCUACAUAUAGUUAUGGGCAAAUUAACAAUUGAAAGUUGGCAAAAUGAAAUGAAUGAAUUUGAAUUGAUUGGUUAUCCCUAUCCCUAUUUUAAUAAUUUUUAUAUUUAUAUAACACACACACACACAAUGGAUUGUAACUUGAUUUGCAUACGGAACAAAAGAAUUAACUUUUCACUCAGUGGUCUUUUCAUUGACCACAAUGAAAUGAGUGUGAUUGAAUUGAGACUAACUUUUUGUACACGACAAUUAAAAUUUUAUUAUUUUGCAAAUAAAUUAUUGAUGAUUGAUUGUUGA